Messenger RNA from Helicoverpa armigera (cotton bollworm), 4963 nucleotides. RefSeq lists its product as uncharacterized. Gene Ontology annotation, biological process: signaling. The record is from RefSeq and is a predicted model, not a curated record. Gene Ontology annotation, molecular function: molecular adaptor activity. Lineage: Eukaryota; Metazoa; Arthropoda; Insecta; Lepidoptera; Noctuidae. Gene Ontology annotation, cellular component: glutamatergic synapse; postsynaptic specialization.
CAUCCCACAGGUCAGUUGCCGCUGACUUCUUGUGAUCGACUGACGUUGCAGGACUCUUGCAAGUGCUCGGCCAAAUUACGAGCCUAUUAGAGUCCUGUAUCGGUCAGAAACGGUCGUCGCGAUAAGUGAGACUGGUGGUCUAUGCUCAGAACUUUGAGUGAUAUAAAUACUCUUUGUAAAAGACAGUGUAUAAAAGUGUUUGUGACGUAUGAUAAUUUUAAGGAAGAAUGGGGAAGAAGAAGAAGAAUAGUGGAAAGAAAGGGGAAUCGCUUCUUCAGGUGGAUAAGAAGCGAUCUACCGGACGAAGAGGACAAGAAAUCACCAGUCCUUCUCCUAGGAGUCAACAAGAUCUCUGACUCCCCAUCCUUUGUCAGAAGACGGUCCGUUGAACCACACACUUCAGGAUCCAUAAGGUUCUUCAGACCCCUAAAGUCUAAGUACACAAGGGGUCUCCAUGGAGACGAGAGGUUGGAGAAAAUCAGGCAGGAUCUCCUAGUCCAUAAAAGCAAGCCUGAUACUUACAUUCCUAAUGACCACGAGGUUUCCUUGGAGCCAGAAGAAAGAUGCAUGAGAUUGAGCUGUGUAGGUAGCUGCAUUUGUGACAGGAAGAAAAGCUCAACUAGAGGCUCUUUCUCCUUCCAAAGACCAGAGCCUGGCACUCAAAACUACGAGGAACCCAAAGACUUUUCUGAAAACGAUAUCGAGUUUAAGUAUACAGAACAUAUACCUCAUUGCCAGCCUUCUAGUAGCAAGCAAAGCUACAAUGUCACGCCAAAAUCGACGGAAAGGCGCCACUUUCUUCUAGCAAACCUCAAUGAGAGAUUCCGUAAGACUCUAAGCUUGGAUUCUAGAAAGGUCGAAACUAACCGCGUGGCUGUGAAUCUGGCUAAAGAAACAAGACCAAAGUCUUUGGUAAAUACGAGUAACAUUUGCGUGCAGUCAUACAAAGCAAAUGAGCCGUUUGUAGCGCCAAAUUUUAGCAAAGCCUCCCAACCAAAGAAAAACGUAAAUCGUUUUUCUCUCGACACGUUCUUUGAUCAAAAGUCUGAUACUUCAUCUAUCGACGACUACUGUUCAUCAAAAUAUAAGCGGUUUGAACUCGAAAGUGAUGACUCACCUUUUAAGAGAGAUAAUGGAGAAAAGACUCCAGAUUUACUCAACCUGCCUGUUAUAAUAGACUGUAAGAAAAAACAGUCAGAUACAAGAAGGCAGCUAGAAAAGUUAGAAAACCAUUACUAUAAGAAUAUUCAUAAAACACAGACAGUUAUUGACGCGGUCCCUAAAGACGCUACUAACAUUCAAGGUCCAAGUGGUCAUACAAACCAUUUAUACUUCGACGAAGACGUGGAAUAUAUUGAGCCAGUUCAAAGCACUUUUACAAGCCAAAGCACACUUAUUUUAGACAAAACGGUCUCGACUGUGUCUCCUAAAUCGAAUGUUGAAGACUUUGAUAGUAUAGGACCUUACGAAAUUGAAGUUAAAGAGUCUGAUUUAGUUAAAGUAGCGAAGGACUUAACUGUCAAAGUGAUGGAUAAAUCUGUGGAUUCCAUAGGAAGCUGUUCCCUGGAUGUCGACGCUAGCACUGAUUUCUCAGAUACCACAUCAGGAAGUCUGAACCUUCUGACACCCUCUUCGACAACCAGUCGGAUCCGAGACUUCACAUCCCGUCUACAGGAACGGGCAGGGUCCAACCUUCAGCCUAACUACCUGGCUAGCCCCACACCCGUCGCUACCCCCGUCCGAACCCCAGAAGACACCACACCCACCCCCAGGAAGUCUGAGAAUCUCCUCAAACCACCUGUCUAUGUCGACACCUCCAGCCACAGAUCUAGAGGACACCAUAAAAACGGGACGAGUUACCCCAUAAAACCCAGCUAUCUCAACCUAGCCUGCUCUGUCAACGGAUACACGAAUCUAACUACAUAUGAUUCGAAAUUAAGGCAGGAUAUAAACAAAAGUCGAGAGGUCCCAAUAAGGCCUAUUACACACACUUACCAGUACAGAAGCGAAAAUAACUCGCUCCUCGUCCCAGUUCCGGUCAGUGCGAAUAAACUGCUGGUGCCAACAUUCGGGCCCCAUGAUACGCGCGCUGAUUUGACAAAAGCGCCUACUAAGGCGCACACAGACCCUUACUUAGCCACGUCACCUUUUAAUGUCUACAUGGCGGCCGAAAAUAAGCAGUUAAAGAACGACUUAGGCAAUAUGACGACUAGCAGCCGUCCUUACAUAUCGAGCGAAAGUAAGAAUUUCGCUACAUCAAUGCUUCAUAAAACCGAUGAAGUGGAUAAUUCUAAGGAGAUCACCUUCAAGUCCAGUUAUUCGGAGACGAAUUUCAGGAAGACUGUGACCUCUAACGGUAAAGAAACUAGAUUCAGCUCUGAAUCUUACACCAUAUCUUCUAAUGGGGUCUCGAAGAGAGUAGAAAUCACGAAGGAAAAUGGGGAACAGUUAACAAGUCCUAUGAAGAGUUUUAUUCAGCAGAGGGUUGAGAGGCUUUACGGGCCUGGCGCUUUAGCUCAAGGUUUCUUCAAUCAGAAGCGCCAUAAACUCAAAAGCACCAGCGAAGAUGACGACCCUAAGGUUUUGACGGAGAAAUCUCUGAACACUCCUGAAAGGGUCCCCAGAAAACUCGAGAAGAGUCCUGAGGAGAUUGAGAAGGAUCUGUGCACCAGUCCUAACGGGGAGAUGGAUUCUAGCGUGUCCCUACCAGUUCUAAGGCAUCUAAGGCCUGAAUUCCGCGCUCAACUGCCAAUAAUUUCGCCAAAGAAGUGUGUGAAAAGUGAUCUGUCUCCGCAGAAGAUUGAAGACAUUCCUAAGUUGGAAAAGACUGAGAAAGAACAGGAUAAAAGUGCAGUGUCGGUUACAAAUGGUAUUUCUGUGAUAAAACUCGAUAGUGAUGUUGCUGAUGAAUCGGUGAUUAGUGUUAAUGGUGAUUCGAAUGGUGUGGAAGUGGUGAAGGAUGCUCAUUACUUCUUGAGCUUGGAGAAGAAGGAGACAGAGAGGCUGUUGGCUCUCGCUGCUACUGCGGAAAAGGAGUUGGAAAAUUUACAGAAUCGCGAGGAUGUGAGCGAGGAAGCUGGCUUCCUCCGCGCCGCGUCCGGCAAGGCGAGGCUUCUCGCUACACAGAAGAUGCAGCAGUUUGAAGGCCUCUGCUACAACAAUAUAAACGAGCGACAAGACGAGCCGUUCCCCACUACAGUUGAAGAUCUACAAGGGUUUUGGGACAUGGUGUGUCUACAAGUCGCUAAUGUCGACGCUAUAUACCAGCAUAUAGCUGAACUCAAAGCUAAUAAUUGGCAGGAGAUAGCAGUAACAGUAAAGCCCCAGCCGUCCACCCCGGUGACGUCUCCGCGCCGCGCCCGUGCUACUCCGGUCGUCAAGAACGAGAAGGCACGACUCGCUGCCGAGAAACGAGAAGCCGAUAGAAAAGCUAUGUUGGAGCAUAGGAGACGCGUGGCUCGUGAGCGUCAGCUGGCGGCGCGGGCGGCGGCGCCCGGCACCAGCCACGACCUGCACAAGGACAUGGGCAUCGAGGGCAGCCAGGAGGUAGAAAUCUUCGUAGGCAAGACAGCGAAACCGUCGAAAGUGGCUCCUAAAGGUGACUGCAUGAGCUCCGAGCGGUCUGAGGACUCCAUGGUCGAAGAGAGCUGAUCACAUCACCCUGUAGAUACACUCGCACGCUGCAAACUUUUAGUCGCCCCAUAGUUUUUGGCUCAUAAAUCAGUAUCAUAACCAAUCAACAAUAAUCAUCAUCAUCUCCGAGCCUUUUCCCAACUAUGUUGGGGUCGGCUUCCCGUCUAACUGUAUAAAGCUGAGUACCAGUGCUUUACAAGAAGCAAUAAUCAUAAUCAGCCUAUGAAAAUGGAUAGAGGUACACACUUAACAACGAUUAGGUAUUUUUCCGGUAUCAGACAGACUACUAAAAACUGUAUUCAUCAUUAUUUAUUUGUCGUCCCACUGCUGGGCUGCGGCCUCCUCUCACACGGAGAAGGAUUGAGCAUUAAUCACCACGCUUGCUCAAUGCGGGUUGCUGAUUUCAGACUGUAUAGUCCAGGUUUCCUCAAGAUUCAAUUAAUCAGUCAUUUGUGUCCAAUAUAUAGUUGGAAAGUACAUAGAAAAGUUGCAUUGGUACUUGCCUAACCUGGAAUUGAAACCAAACUUACUUGAGAGGUUGGUUCUUUACCCACUAGGCCACUACAACUUAAUAGUUUGUUUGGGCUCAUAAAUCAGUAUGAAGAUGAAUGGUAGUAGGCACAUUACAAAGAUCAGAUAUUUGGCUGGUAUCAGACCUACUAAAAUUUUCAUAGAAUUCACAGUAAAAAUUUUCAUUAAGCAACUAUUGGUCGACUGUUUAGUUUGCAGUGUGUGUGAGAGCCUAGAUUAACUAUAAACACUGAUAAAAAUUGUCUACUAAACUUUGUCAGUAAAGGUCUAAGUUUAUCAACAAUAUAAACAUCUGUUUUUCUUAAAAUUAUUUACUAAUAUGACAAUUUAGAGAAGGUAGUUGUUUUGAGAAAACUGACGUUUAUGUGGUCGGUGAUUGGGAAUCAGGAAGGUUGCACCAUUUAACUAUAACGAUAACCAAACCAUAACCAGCCGUAUACUUGCCGCCCAUUGGUCACAUUGGCGAUUUGACAACUGAAAAUGGUUUGGUUAUCGUUAUAGUUAAAUGGUGCAAUUCACUCUAAUUACAAAAGAUGAAAAACGCAAAGGUUUUAUUAAAAUGUGUUCAAUGUCUGAUAAAUUUCUGUUGUCGUUGUAAUAACACCAAUUUAUGUUUCUUUUAAAAGCUUUGAAAUUAAAUUUUUGCGGUUCACCCGUUUAAGAUCUACGGUGCCACAGGCACAGGCACGUCAUCCUCUGAGCCUUUUCGCAACUAUGUUGGGGUCGGCUUCCAGUCUUACCGGGUCCAGCUGAGUACCAGUGUUUUACAAGGAGCGACUGCCUAUCUGCCCUCAACCCA